AUGGAUAGAUCAUUUUUUUUAUAAAAUAGAAGCCCGUAUUAAUCUAAAAGUGCUGGAAAAUAUAGAAACGAUGAGGAUUUAGCUUUCGAAGAUUAUUACACAGAUGAUUUCAGUAAUGAGGAAUAUAUAAAGGAAUAUUAGUAGUAAAAUGCCUACUUAAAUAAAAUGGUUAAACAAAGGAUCAUUUUUUUAGAAGAGCUGUAAUAAUAAGAAAAUAUUUAGGAAGAAAAAAGAAAGCAACUACAAAUGAAUCUUGCUAUUUCGAAAUCAAAAGUUUAAGGAGUUGAUUCAGAUUUACUAAACUUAAUAUCAGAGUGUAAAAGCUUAGCUGAAGAAACCACUUCAAAAUAAGACAAGUUGUUACAAGAUAAGACUAACCUAUAAAAAAAGGAAGCUGAAACUUUGUCUUUGCUGAAUCAUCAUAAAUUCUCUCUUUAAAAAACAAUAGAAAAGACCAUGAAUUAUAAAUAAAUUUACUAAAGUUUGGAAAAAUAGUAUUAAUAUUAUAAAGAGAAUUUAUUAUGUAUAAAUGAAAAAUAAAAAUCUUUAUAAGAAGAGAUAAAGAGCAUACAAGAUGGGACUCAUCUAGAUGCAUAACUUUUGCAAUUUACUCAAUAAAAAUAAAAUUUAAAUGAAAAACUUUAAUCUAUGAAAGGGAAUAUUAGAGUGUAUUGUAGGAUCAGACCCUUAAGACAAGAAGAAAAGAUAGCUAUGCUUCAAAAUUCAUUUAAAAAGCAAUAUGAAGAAAAACAAUAAAAUGUUUAAAAUCCUAAAAUAACUCCAUUGAGCAAAGCUAGUGUAUAAAAAGGCAGUGUUGGUAAAGUAGAAAAUAUAAAAGGAGUGGGAUCUGUGGGUAAAAUUGAUGAGAACAACCCAAACUUUUAACAAGAAAUGCAAAUUUAUGUUUAAAAUAUGCUUGAUAUCAUAAAGGACGAUGAUAACCUUCUUUAUUAAAUGACACAAUAAAAUAGAAUUAUAAAAACAUAAAAUUCUUAAAAUUUAAAGUUGGUUGUUCCUUUCUAAAACAUGAAAUCAGAAAAUAACAUCAAAGAAUACAGUUUUAAAUUAGAACAUAUUUUUGAAGAAGAUGCCACAUAAAUGGAAGUCUUUUCCAACUUGCAAGAAUUGAUUUAAUCUGUGUUAGAUGGCUACAAUGUUUGUAUAUUUGCUUAUGGGCCUACAGGCAGUGGGAAAACUUACACUAUGUAAGGAGAAGAAGAUUAUAAUAAAUGGGGAAUAAUACCUCGCUCAAUAGAGUACAUUUAUUCAGAAAUUGAAAAGAUGUAAAGCUAUGGCUGGGAACAUAAAAUAAAAAUCUAAUUCAGUGAGAUAUACAAUGAGACUUUAAUAGAUCUCUUACAUCCUGAUGGAAAAAAAGAUGAAGUAUAGGAUAAAGUAAUUACUUAAGGCCCAGAAGAAAUAAUGAAGCUUUUAUAAAAAGGCUAUAUCUCUCGUAAAGUAGCAUCUACUGAUUGCAACGAAUACAGUUCAAGAUCACAUUCUAUUUUUAGAAUGAACUUAGAUAUCUAUAAUACCUAAAAGCAGGGGAAGAAUCCUUAGCAACCGCUUCUUAAGGGAAGUCUGAACUUAGUUGAUUUGGCUGGGUCAGAAAGAAUUAAUUAAUCAAAUGUUGCAGGUGAAAGAUUAAAAGAAACCUAAAAUAUUAAUAAAAGUUUAACUUCUUUGGCAGCUGUGAUAACAAGUCUAGCCAAAAAGGAAACAUUCACGGCUUUCAGAAAUUCAAAAUUGACUUAUUAUCUCCAUGAGUAUUUAGGUGGUAAAUCAAAAACUCUCAUGAUGGUAAACAUAUCACCAGCCCCAUCUUCAUUUUAUCCUACACUUACUACUUUAAGAUUUGCUGAUUAAGCUAAAUAGUGUUAAAAUAAAACUGAAUAAAAUACAAUUGGAAUUUCGUAAAGUUAAAGGUCAAUUUCACCCAUGAAUAAUCAAGGAAAAUAAAGCUUAUAAAAGAAUGUAAUAUCUACACCUAGUAAAGGUGGAAGAUUCUAAAAUAUUCUUGCUUAAUCUAGUAUUAGAAACACUAUUCUUAAUUCUGUUAAGAAAUGA
Molecule: messenger RNA, 2067 nt
Organism: Tetrahymena thermophila SB210
Lineage: Eukaryota; Ciliophora; Oligohymenophorea; Hymenostomatida; Tetrahymenidae
Product: kinesin motor catalytic domain protein
Exons: 4
Biological process (GO): microtubule-based movement
Molecular function (GO): microtubule binding; ATP binding; microtubule motor activity
Source: RefSeq, a predicted model, not a curated record